This is a messenger RNA of Jaculus jaculus (lesser Egyptian jerboa), 6064 nucleotides long. It is a transcript of the gene Dock2, whose product is annotated as dedicator of cytokinesis 2. Gene Ontology annotation, biological process: cell migration; small GTPase-mediated signal transduction; actin cytoskeleton organization. The record is from RefSeq and is a predicted model, not a curated record. NCBI's taxonomy places the organism in Eukaryota, Metazoa, Chordata, Mammalia, Rodentia, Dipodidae. Gene Ontology annotation, molecular function: guanyl-nucleotide exchange factor activity; small GTPase binding; GTPase activator activity. The transcript has 52 exons. Gene Ontology annotation, cellular component: cytoplasm; plasma membrane. Bases 53 to 5542 code for a protein of 1829 amino acids.
CGCCCAGCCGCUCCAGCACCACACCAAGGCCCUGGAGCUCCCUGCUUCAGCUAUGGCCCCCUGGCGCAAAACCGACAAGGAGCGGCACGGUGUGGCUAUCUACAACUUCCAAGGUAAUGGAGCCUCCCAGCUCACUCUGCAGAUUGGCGAUGUGGUGCAAAUACAGGAGACCUGUGGAGACUGGUAUAGAGGGCACCUCAUGAAGCAUAAAAUGUUACAGGGCAUCUUCCCUACAUCCUUUAUCCAUAUCAAGGAAGUGACAGUGGAGAAAAGAAGAAACACAGAGAACAUCAUCCCUGCAGAACUUCCUCUGGCCCAAGAAGUGACGACAACCCUGUGGGAAUGGGGAAGCAUCUGGAAACAGCUCUAUGUGGCCAGCAGAAAGGAGCGCUUCCUCCAAGUGCAGUCCAUGAUGUACGACCUGAUGGAGUGGCGGUCCCAGCUCCUGUCAGGAACCCUGCCCAAGGAUGAGCUGAAGGAACUGAAGCAGAAAGUCACGUCCAAGAUCGACUACGGCAACAAAAUCCUUGAGCUUGAUCUGAUUGUCAGAGAUGAAGAUGGGAACAUCCUGGACCCAGAUAACACCAACGUCAUCAGCUUGUUCCAUGCACACGAGGAAGCGACAGAAAAAAUCACAGAGCGCAUCAAGGAAGAAAUGUCAAAAGACCAGCCAGAUUAUGGGAUAUAUUCUCGGAUCUCCUCAUCCCCCACCCACAGCCUCUAUGUCUUUGUGAGGAACUUUGUGUGUAGAAUAGGGGAAGAUGCAGAGCUCUUCAUGUCUCUCUAUGACCCCAACAAGCAAAUGGUUAUCAGUGAGAACUACCUGGUGCGGUGGGGCAGCAGGGGCUUCCCCAAGGAGGUCGAGAUGCUGAACAACCUGAAGGUGGUCUUCACGGACCUUGGAAACAAAGACCUCAACAGAGAUAAGAUUUACCUGAUUUGCCAAAUAGUCCGCAUUGGGAAGAUGGACGUUAAGGAUACCAAUACAAAGAGGUGCACCCAGGGAUUGAGGCGGCCCUUUGGGGUGGCAGUUAUGGACAUAACAGACAUUAUUAAGGGGAAAGCAGAGAGCGAUGAAGAAAAGCAGCAUUUCAUUCCUUUCCACCCGGUCUCUGCUGAGAAUGACUUCCUGCAUAGCCUGCUGGGCAAAGUCACAGCCUCCAAGGGAGAUAGUGGAGGGCAAGGCCUUUGGGUGACCAUGAAGAUGCUUGUCGGUGACAGCGUUCAGAUCCGCAAAGACUACCCACACGUAGUGGACAGGACCACCGUGGUGGCCCGGAAGCUGGGAUUCCCAGAGAUCAUCAUGCCAGGGGAUGUCAGGAACGACAUCUACAUUACUCUCUUACAAGGUGACUUUGACAAGCACAACAAGACCACACAGAGGAAUGUGGAAGUGAUCAUGUGUGUGUGUGCUGAGGAUGGCAAAACACUGCCUAAUGCAAUUUGUAUGGGAGCCGGGGACAAGCCCAUGAAUGAAUACCGUUCCGUGGUGUACUAUCAAGUCAAACAGCCACGUUGGAUGGAAACAGUCAAGGUGGCUGUCCCCAUUGAAGACAUGCAAAGGAUUCAUCUGCGAUUCAUGUUCCGACACCGGUCCUCAUUGGAAUCUAAAGAUAAAGGGGAAAAGAACUUCGCCAUGUCCUAUGUGAAGCUGAUGAAAGAAGACGGGACCACUCUGCAUGAUGGGUGUCAUGACUUGGUUGUCCUCAAGGGGGACAGCAAGAAGAUGGAGGAUGCCAGCGCUUACCUCACACUUCCUUCAUACAGACACCAUGCAGAAAGCAAGGGGGCAACUUUGAACCGGAGCUCCAGCAGUGUUGGGGGGCUUUCUGUCAGCUCCCGCGACAUGUUCUCCAUUUCCACCCUGGUGUGUUCCACCAAGCUCACUCAGAACGUGGGUUUGCUGGGUUUGCUGAAGUGGCGUAUGAAGCCUCAACUGCUACAAGAGAAUUUAGAAAAGCUGAAGAUUGUGGAUGGAGAGGAAGUAGUGAAGUUUCUCCAGGACACUCUGGAUGCUCUCUUCAACAUAAUGAUGGAACAUUCUCAAAGUGACAAGUAUGACAUCCUCGUCUUUGAUGCUUUGAUCUACAUCAUAGGACUCAUCGCAGACCGAAAAUUCCAGCAUUUCAACACAGUUCUGGAAGCUUACAUUCAACAGCAUUUUAGUGCCACCUUGGCAUACAAGAAAUUGAUGAUGGUGCUGAAGACUUACUUGGAUACCUCCAGCAGGGGGGAGCAAUGUGAGCCGAUCCUGAGAACCCUGAAAGCUUUGGAAUAUGUGUUCAAGUUCAUUGUUCGGUCAAGGACCUUAUUUUCACAGCUUUAUGAAGGGAAAGAACAGAUGGACUUUGAAGAAUCCAUGCGACGGCUCUUUGAAUCCAUCAACAACCUGAUGAAAAGUCAACAUAAAACCACCAUCCUUUUGCAGGUGGCAGCUUUGAAAUACAUCCCAUCUGUCCUUCACGAUGUGGAAACAGUCUUUGAUGCGAAGUUGCUCAGCCAACUCCUGUAUGAGUUCUACACCUGCAUCCCGCCCGUGAAGCUGCAGAAACAGAAGGUGCAGUCCAUGAACGAGAUUGUGCAGAGCAACCUCUUCAGGAAACAAGAAUGCCGGGACAUCCUGCUGCCUGUCAUCACCAAAGAGCUGAAGGAGCUGCUAGAGCAGGAAGACUCACAGCACCAGGUCCUGGAGAAGAAGUACUGCGUGGAGCUCCUGAACAGCAUCCUGGAGGUCCUCAGCUAUCAGGAUGUGGCCUUCACCUAUGACCACAUCCAAGAGAUCAUGGUCCAGCUGCUUCGCACAGUGAACCGGACAGUCAUCACAAUGGGCCGGGAUCAUGUUCUGAUCAGUCACUUUGUGGCAUGCAUGACAGCCAUCUUAGACCAGAUGGGUGACCAACACUAUUCCUUCUAUAUUGAGACCUUCCGGACCAGCUCAGACCUUGUGGACUUCCUGAUGGAGACUUUCAUCAUGUUCAAGGACCUCAUAGGAAAGAGUGUGUACCCUGGGGACUGGAUGGCCAUGAGCAUGGUGCAGAACAGGGUCUUCUUGAGAGCUAUCAACAAGUUCGCAGAAAUCAUGAAUCAGAAGUUUCUGGAACACUCGAGCUUUGAGUUCCAGCUGUGGAACAACUAUUUUCAUCUGGCUGUGGCUUUUAUCACCCAAGAUUCUCUGCAGCUGGAGCAGUUCUCACAGGCCAAGCACAACAAGAUCCUGAAUAAAUACGGGGACAUGAGACGGCUCAUUGGCUUCUCCAUACGUGAUAUGUGGUACAAGCUUGGCCAGAACAAAAUCUGUUUCAUCCCAGGCAUGGUGGGACCUAUAUUAGAGAUGACACUUAUACCUGAGGCUGAGCUCCGGAAAGCCACCAUACCAAUCUUCUUCGACAUGAUGCUGUGUGAAUAUCAAAGGAGUGGGGAUUUCAAAAAGUUUGAAAAUGAGAUCAUCCUCAAGUUGGACCAUGAAGUGGAAGGGGGCCGAGGAGAUGAGCAGUACAUGCAGCUGCUGGAGUCCAUAUUGAUGGAAUGCACUGUGGAGCAUUCGGCCAUUGCCAAGUCAGUGGAGAACUUCGUGAGCCUGGUCAAAGGGCUGCUGGAGAAGCUGCUGGAUUACCGAGGCGUGAUGACUGAUGAGAGCAAAGACAACCGCAUGAGCUGCACGGUGAACCUGCUGAAUUUCUACAAAGAUAACAACCGAGAAGAGAUGUAUAUAAGGUACCUGUACAAACUCCGCGAUCUUCACCUGGAUUGUGACAACUACACAGAGGCCGCCUACACUCUCCUUCUUCAUACCUGGCUUCUCAAGUGGUCAGAUGAGCAGUGUACAUCACAGGUCAUGCAGACAGGCCAGCAGCACCACCAGACUCACCGGCAGCUGAAGGAGACCCUCUACGAGACCAUCAUAGGCUACUUUGACAAAGGAAAGAUGUGGGAAGAGGCCAUCAGUCUGUGCAAGGAGCUGGCCGAACAGUAUGAGAUGGAGAUCUUUGACUACGAGCUGCUCAGCCAGAACCUGAUGCAACAAGCAAAAUUCUAUGAAAACAUCAUGAAAAUCCUCAGGCCCAAACCAGACUACUUUGCUGUUGGAUACUAUGGCCAGGGGUUCCCCUCCUUUCUGCGGAACAAAGUGUUCAUCUACCGAGGGAAGGAGUACGAGCGGAGGGAAGAUUUCCAGAUGCAGCUGAUGAGCCAGUUCCCCAACGCAGAGAAGAUGAACACGACGUCUGCCCCCGGAGAUGAUGUGAAGAAUGCCCCAGGCCAGUACAUCCAGUGUUUUACUGUCCAGCCUGUCUUGGAUGAACAUCCCAGGUUCAAGAACAAGCCAGUGCCUGACCAGAUCAUAAACUUUUAUAAGUCCAACUAUGUGCAAAGGUUUCACUAUUCACGGCCCGUGAGGAGAGGCACUGUAGACCCUGAGAACGAGUUCGCUUCCAUGUGGAUUGAGAGGACAUCCUUUGUGACUGCGUACAAGCUGCCUGGCAUCCUGCGCUGGUUCGAGGUGGUUCACAUGUCCCAGACCACAAUUAGUCCCCUGGAGAAUGCCAUCGAAACCAUGUCCACGGCCAACGAGAAGAUCCUGAUGAUGAUAAAUCAGUACCAGAGCGACGAGAGCCUGCCCAUCAACCCGCUCUCCAUGCUCCUCAAUGGCAUCGUGGACCCAGCGGUCAUGGGAGGGUUCGCCAAGUACGAGAAGGCCUUCUUCACCGAAGAGUACAGCAGGGAACACCCUGAGGACCAGGACAAGCUGAGCCACCUCAAGGACCUGAUUGCGUGGCAGAUCCCCUUUCUGGGAGCUGGGAUUAAGAUCCAUGAGAAAAGGGUAUCAGACAACCUGAGGCCCUUCCAUGACCGAAUGGAGGAAUGUUUCAAGAACCUGAAAAUGAAGGUGGAGAAGGAAUACGGUGUCCGAGAAAUGCCCGACUUCGAUGACAGGAGAGUGGGCCGCCCCAGGUCCAUGCUGCGCUCCUACAGACAGAUGUCCAUCAUCUCUCUGGCAUCCAUGAAUUCUGACUGCAGCACCCCAAGCAAGGCUGCUUCUGAGAGCUUCGACCUAGAUUCAAUGGCAUCCAAGACCCCCAAGGUGGAGGAGGAGCCCAUCUCCCCGGGGAGCACUCUGCCCGAGGUCAAGCUGCGGAGGUCCAAGAAGAGGACAAAGAGGAGUAGCGUGGUGUUCGCUGACGAGAAGGCGGCGGCCGAGUCGGACCUGAAGCGGCUCUCCAGGAAGCACGAGUUCAUGAGUGACACCAACCUCUCCGAGCACGCAGCUGUCCCUCCCAGGAUAUCUGUCCUCUCUCAGAUGAGUUUUGCCAGCCAGUCCAUGCCCACUAUCCCAGCCCUCACAGUCUCCGUGGCUGGCGUGCCUGGGUUAGACGAGUCCAACACGUCUCCCCGCCUCAGUCAGACCUUCCUCCACCCCUCAGACAGUGACAAGAAGACACUGAAGAAAAAGAAGGUCAAUCAGUUCUUCAAGACAAUGCUGGCCAGCAAGUCUUCAGAAGAAAGCAAGCAGCUCCCUGCAGACUUCCUGUCUACCAACCUAUGAGAGCUGUUGCCCAGCUCCCAGCAGACUUCCUGACCACUGACCUGUGAGGGAUGCUGCACAGGGCAGGAUAGGAAAAGACGUUUCCAGAAAAGAAGCACGGGCAACAUCAAUGCUUUACAGACCACAGACCAAAUGAGGAGACUGCCUGCAUAAGGUAUCUUCACUUAAAAGAGACAGAGAGGGGACAACUGAGCUUCAGAACUGGGUGACAAGCCCAGGAACUCCCUGGCCACCACCAAGGGGUGGGUGACCUGCUGAGUAAGGAACCCCUAACUGAGUUCCUUUUUGGAGCCAGUAAGUUCCUUGUGCUCUUCCAGCCUCCCAGACACUCCUUCAGGAGCUGUGUUUUUAUUUCAUUUACUUACUAGAACUGAAAAGUCUUUUUGCAUUCUUUUUUCAUUUUCAAUUAAUAGUUCUGUACUUUACAUUUUUAUUACAACAGCCCUUCCCUUUCUAGCUGAUCAUCUCCAAAGUGUUGCUCUUUCUUACCGACAAUAAAAAACUAUUCCAUGGCUUCAGUAA